AUGCAGCUUGGCGAGAGCUGAACAAGAUGAGAAAUGCUGUGGUAGCAUAGAAGUGUGGGGAUGUAACAACUGGAUGUCAGUGAUGCAUGUAUGUGGUGUAACCAAAAGCUGUAUAUAUAGAGGGACGAGUAUACUCAGGAUCGGACGAAUGGAUCAAUAAAGAGAUCAAGACACAGACACUUCCUCAUUACGAGCAAGCCGUCUCAAAGCCGCGAUACUCACCAGCUUAUACUCGACUCUCUCACACAACUCACAAAGAUGCUCUUCACCAACAUCGCAUGGCUCCUCGCCGGCUCGGCCUCAGCCUCAGCCUCAACGUCAAGCUUCAAAUGGCACUGGCUCAACAACCCCGGCGUCGAACCCGUCUCACCAAUCGGCCGCUCCAUCACCAUCCAAGUGCCCCCCGACACCGACAUCUGGCGUCCCGCCCUCUCCAAGCACAACUUCACAGCUCCCUACCUCUACACCACCGUCCCCGCCGCGCACUUCCAGAGCGUCCAAGUGACCGUCACAGGGCCCUGGAAGACGCUCUACGACCAGGGCGGCCUCGUCGUGACGUUCCCCAACCGGCACAACCCCAACGCCACGCGCUUCAUCAAGGCCGGCAUCGAGUUCAACGACGGCACGCCCGCGCUCGGCGUCGUGGCCACGGACAUUCUCUCUGACUGGAGUCUGAGUCCCAUCACGGAGAAGCAGACGGGCAAUGCAAAGGCCACGAUCCUGGUGGAGAGGGAUGGCACCGAUGCGUGGGUGUAUGUUGUAGAGAGCCAAGGCAAGACGAGGCGGGCGCUGAGACAGGUGACUUGGGCGUUCAACGAAGAUGAUGGUCAGGGCCUGGCCAAGGAGAUUGAGGUCGGUAUCUACGGCGCGAAGCCGACGGAGGAGUCGGGCGAGGGCCACGCGAGGGACAAGAUUGCCGUGUCAUUUUCUGGCUUUUCGCUCAAGACUGUGUAAAGGCCGUUUAAAGCCUGUAUUUGGAUGUCUGUUUUCUUUGGUAGUUAACUGAAAUCAUAUGCAUUG
Trichoderma harzianum CBS 226.95 is the source of this 1020-nucleotide messenger RNA. RefSeq lists its product as hypothetical. The transcript has a single exon. The record is from RefSeq and is a predicted model, not a curated record. NCBI's taxonomy places the organism in Eukaryota, Fungi, Ascomycota, Sordariomycetes, Hypocreales, Hypocreaceae. The coding region runs from base 259 to 954 and encodes 231 amino acids.